CAAAUAAUUCAGGAUAUCUAAUUGUUUCUUUUGUUCCUCUUUCUGUACCUACAAGGUUUCUUUCAGCAGCAAUAAAUAAAUCGAGAGCAUUAGAGAAUGAUUUCGAUGUUAGAGUGACUAAUAAAAAUUAAGAACAUUGCUAUUUCUUAUUAGAAAAAAUUGGUGAGAAUGUCUUCAAAAUACGAUUGCUUACUCAUCCCAAUCAUUUUGUAUUUUGCUCAAAUGAUAACACAAGGAAAUUCAAGGACCAAUUUGAUGUGCGAACCCAUGCAUUUGAUGAACAAAGAAAUAAUUGGGAUUAUUGAAAAUGCUGGAUGGAGUUGUUUUACAAUUAGAUCGGAGACAAAUCCUGAUUAAUACCUCUUCAUUGCUGAUGAUUUUUCAAAUCAACAUGAAGGUGAAUUCGAUGUUAGAACCCAUUCAAUUAAAGAUCAAGAAAAAAAUCUUUGGUUUAUUGUUACAAUUCCAAAUAUUGUGCAUCCAUAUGGUGAGCUAAAACAACACCUGAUUGUCUAAUUUAGACCUGCUCACGUUAACUAAAAUUAUUUGGCCAUCUCUGAUUCUCACCCCUAAUUUAAAUCUGAUUUCGCAGCUAAGGUCAUCGGUGCCAAGAAUUUAGCCACCAACUUUUAUUUGGAAUUAGUCCAUGAGAACAAGUAUAUAAUCAGAUCUGCUUCACACCCACUUCAAAUGCUUUUUGCUGCUAAUGAUAAAAAAUUCAAUCAAUGGGGAGAUUUCGAUGUCAGAUUUCACUCAUUUAAUGAAACAAGAAAUCAAUGGAUAAUUGAAUAAGCAGGUAAGAAUCUAUGGACAAUCAAAUCUGCUAGCAACCCUGAUUAGUUAUUGUUCGCUGUCUAAGAUGAAGCUAAUGGAAAGGAGAUCCCUAUUAGAACUCAUCCACAAAAUGAAGAAAGAAAUAAAUGGCAUAUUGAUGGAUUUACCUAAUGA
This is a messenger RNA of Paramecium tetraurelia, 948 nucleotides long. RefSeq lists its product as uncharacterized. NCBI's taxonomy places the organism in Eukaryota, Ciliophora, Oligohymenophorea, Peniculida, Parameciidae. The record is from RefSeq and is a predicted model, not a curated record. The transcript has a single exon.